AUGCGGACAACAUUCGACGAAUCUCGAGUUGGCUCAAGUGAGAUCCGCGCAGGAACCAGCGGAUUAUAUACACCCGUGGUACAACAUAGGAUUCCCCAGCUCCUACGAUUUUGCUAUUAUGAGGGCGACAGCGGCGGACCGUUAAUGUGUGCUCGUGAUGGUCACUGGGAGCUCACAGGCGUCGUUAGUUGGGGAAUCGGACGUGCUCGACCCGGAAUGCCAGGAGUUUAUGGAAACGUGCAUGCGGCAUCUACUAUCAAUUUGGAAAUGAGCAGACUUCGAAUCUAA
This is a messenger RNA of Caenorhabditis briggsae, 288 nucleotides long. The transcript has 3 exons. The record is from RefSeq and is a predicted model, not a curated record. Gene Ontology annotation, biological process: proteolysis. Gene Ontology annotation, molecular function: serine-type endopeptidase activity. NCBI's taxonomy places the organism in Eukaryota, Metazoa, Nematoda, Chromadorea, Rhabditida, Rhabditidae. Bases 1 to 288 code for a protein of 95 amino acids.